This is a messenger RNA of Diospyros lotus (date-plum), 1536 nucleotides long. RefSeq names its product magnesium protoporphyrin IX methyltransferase, chloroplastic. NCBI's taxonomy places the organism in Eukaryota, Viridiplantae, Streptophyta, Magnoliopsida, Ericales, Ebenaceae. The transcript has 3 exons. The coding region runs from base 62 to 1051 and encodes 329 amino acids. Gene Ontology annotation, biological process: chlorophyll biosynthetic process. The record is from RefSeq and is a predicted model, not a curated record. Gene Ontology annotation, molecular function: magnesium protoporphyrin IX methyltransferase activity.
GUGACACUGCAUCACUAAAUUCUCGCCGGCCGGGGAGCCAGAGAGGGAGGGAGAGAGAGAGAUGGCGUACUCGUCGGCCUUAUCAUCUGCAAUCCGUUUCCACACCAGCUCUAGCCCAAACCCGAAUCCUACCCCUAGAUUAUCUCCGAGACUCAUUAAACCUAACCGCAAAACCCUCCCCUUACCGGCCGCCAUUCCACCACUCUCCACGGCCACCGACGUCUCCGCCACAUUCGACGGCGCAACACUGGCGGUCCUCGGCGGUGGCUCGGUCGCGGCCCUGGCCGCCGUUCUGUCCUUGGCCGACCCGGAGAAGCGCCGGCAGCUGCAGGCGGAGGAGGUCGGCGGCAGCGACAAGGAGGUUGUGAAGGAGUACUUCAAUAACUCCGGCUACCAGAGGUGGAAGAAGAUAUAUGGCGAUACCGAUGACGUCAACAAAGUGCAGCUGGACAUACGGAUUGGACACGCGAAGACUGUGGAAAAUGCCAUCUUGAUGUUGACAGACGAAGGCCCGCUCCAGGGCGUGACUGUCUGUGACGCCGGCUGUGGCACCGGCAGCCUAUCCAUUCCGCUGGCCAAGAAAGGGGCUAUUGUGUCGGCUAGUGACAUAUCGGCUGCCAUGGUCGCCGAAGCCGAGAAACAGGCAAGAGAAGAGUUGUUAACAGGGAAAGAUGAGAACUCACCUGCACCACUAAUGCCAAAGUUUGAGGUGAAAGACUUAGAGAGCCUAGACGGGAAAUAUAACACAGUGGUUUGCCUGGAUGUCUUAAUCCAUUACCCACAAAGUAAAGCUGAUGCAAUGAUUGCUCAUCUUGCUUCAUUGGCUGAGAGGCGGUUAAUUCUGAGCUUUGCCCCAAAGACAUUUUACUACGAUUUGUUGAAGAGAGUGGGAGAAUUGUUCCCAGGGCCCUCAAAGGCAACAAGGGCAUAUCUACAUGCAGAAGGAGAUGUAGAGAGGGCAUUGCACAAGGUUGGAUGGAGGAUAAGAAAGAGAGGCCUCAUCACAACACAGUUUUAUUUUUCAAGGUUAAUUGAGGCUGUGCCUGCUUAACCUGGAAGGCUGAAUGAAGAGAUAGAGUCCCACUUGGAUUCGAGCUGGUAUGAUGCAUAAACUGAAGUGGAUCUCCGGCACUUCAGACCUCGGCUCUCUGCCAUCUGCUUGCCUUCUAUGAGGAUAAGUGUUUCUUGUCUCGACCAUCGAGGGUGCCUCAGCAUUCUGUUUUUAUCAUCGGUACUCCCUUCUCCGGGUGCUUGCUGCCCUUCAACGCCAUUAGUCGAAGAAGCAUUGUUUUCGUGCUGUUCUGCCACCAUUAGAUAAACUUUUCUAGCAGAUGGCUUGACGAUUUGCGAACUACUGGUAUUCCCUAUUUAUGUGUUGUAUGCAUGAUUGGACCAUUCCAUCAAUUGCAUAAUAGGGAAGCAUAAUAGCCGAUCCUUUCCGGGGUCAAUAUGGCCUUAUAUUGUUAAGGACUAACUUAUGUACCAUAUCAGUUAUUCUCUCUUCUUUUGCUGAGUAAACUUCAUAGUUAUUGCCUA